This is a messenger RNA of Paramisgurnus dabryanus, 2158 nucleotides long. RefSeq names its product testis expressed 261 (gene tex261). Gene Ontology annotation, cellular component: COPII-coated ER to Golgi transport vesicle; Golgi membrane; endoplasmic reticulum membrane. Gene Ontology annotation, molecular function: COPII receptor activity. Gene Ontology annotation, biological process: endoplasmic reticulum to Golgi vesicle-mediated transport. The record is from RefSeq and is a predicted model, not a curated record. Lineage: Eukaryota; Metazoa; Chordata; Actinopteri; Cypriniformes; Cobitidae.
CUUGCUCGUCGCGCUACGUCUAAGGAAACUUUGGUCACUUCUGUUGUUAAUCUAGCUUUCGGAGACACACAUCUCCCAUUUCUGUUUACUAACUGCUUAUUUAUUUGACUAGCUUUUAAGAGAUGUGGUUUAUAUAUUUACUCAGCUGGUUGUCGCUGGUGAUACAGAUAUGUUUUGUUACCCUCGCUAUUGCUGCGGGCCUUUAUUAUUUGGCAGAAUUAAUAGAGGAGUACACAGUGGCCACCAGCCGCAUUAUAAAAUAUAUGAUUAUGUUCUCCACAGCUGUGCUGGUUGGGCUCUACCUGUUUGAGGGCUUCCCCACACUCAUGAUUGGAAUCGGUCUCUUCACUAACCUGGUGUACUUUGGUUUGCUGCAGACGUUUCCUUACAUUAUGCUCACCUCACCAAACUUUAUCCUCUCAUGUGUACUGGUUGUGUUAAACCACUAUAUGGCCUUCCAGUAUUUUGCAGAGGAGUACUAUCCUUUCUCUGAGGUUUUAGCAUACUUCACAAUGUGCCUGUGGGUGAUCCCAUUCUCUUUCUUCGUUUCUCUUUCUGCUGGGGAAAAUGUCCUGCCAUCUACUAUGCAGCAGGGAGAUGAUGUGGUGUCAAAUUACUUCACAAAAGGGAAGCGGGGAAAACGCUCAGGCAUCCUGCUCAUAUUCUCAGUUGUGAAGGAAGCCAUUUUGCCGAGCCGACAGAAGAUGUACUAAAGAAGUUUAAGUGAAUACAUAUCAGACGAAUGGGGCUUGGCAUUGGGGUUGUUCAGAUCACCUGCUCCUUCAGAUGAACAGCAUCAUCAUUUUAUGAGGGGGGAUUUGUGAAGAUUAUCAUGGGAUGAAUCUGUAGCCAAGGGAAAGGACCAUAUCUAAACAAGUGCACAUAAAACUCCUGGAAUGAACUUGUCGAUUUAUGCGAGAGUCACGGCAGUAGCCAGCUAAUUUUUCUUAGGCGUCCCAAGCCAUAAGAGAACUCCAGAAGUCUUUAAUCUUUAAAGGCUUAAUCUUUUGACAUUUGAUGGUGUCUGUAUAUGAAUUAUUGUGGAAGGGCUUUGGCUUCGGUCGUGAUGGCAGUGCUGCCUGUAGAAGCUCCUGGUGAUUUUCUUCUAAUUGUGUCAAUUUUAAAGGCAGUGUUUAUGCUCAUGAAUAAAUCGAUGUGUCUGGGUUUUUGUUUGCAUUUUAAAGGAAUGUUUUACCCCAAAUCCAAUGUAUGUUCUUCUGUUAGUCCACUGUCGGCAUAGUGUCUUGCAAGUAUUCGUUGUAAGCUUUAUCGUUAAAAGAAUGGUUUAAGAACUGAAAAUUCUGUUGUUUACUCACCACCAUGUUUCUCUGAAUGAAAGUUUGUGUUACUUUCUUUAUUCUAUAGAACACAAAGAAAGAAUUUCUGAACAAAUUGUUCAUGCUGCGUAUUUAUAGAAUGAUAGUCAAUAGGGAGGGAAAUGUUGAAGGGAUAGUUCACCUUAAAAUUAAAAUUCUGUCAUAAUUUUCUCAUCCUCAUGUUGUUCUUAACCUGUAUGAAUUUCUGAUAAACACAAAAGAUAUUUUGAUAAAUGAUGGUAACCACACAGCUGAUUGUAACCACUGACUUCCAUAGUAGGAAAAACAAAUAUGAUGGAAUUCAAUGGGUACUGUCAACUGUGUGCUUUCCAUCAUUUAUCAAAAUAUCCUCUUUAUAAUUUAUCACAAUAUUUGAAAUAUUUGUUGUCCUACUAUGGAAGUCGAUGGUUACAAUCAGCAGUGUGCCUACCAUCAUUUAUCAAAAUAUCUUCUUUUGUAUUCAUCAGAUAAAAAGAAAUUCAUACAGAUUUAGAACAAAAUAAGGAAAUGACAGAAUUUUAAUUUUUGGGUAAACUAUCCAUUUAGGUUAAAAAAUAAUAACAAACGUACAACGAGUUUUCUGUAACUUAAAUGUCUGGAAUUAUUUGUCUCCAUAUAAUAGCUCUCUUGGCAACUCACAAUUAAUUUGUUAUUAAAUACAAAGAAGCAAUCUUGUUGGUUACAUUUGUUCUUGCACACAUAUGUAGCUUCACGUUACUUUGGAUGUAGAGUAUAAGGAUACCUUUUGUAAUGCUUAUUUUGGAACUUUAUGACAAGACAUUGUUAAUUGGUAAAUUUCUUAUUUUGAUUCACGACAAACAGUAAACAGAUUUGGAACAACA